Messenger RNA from Fusarium fujikuroi IMI 58289, 510 nucleotides. RefSeq lists its product as uncharacterized. Bases 1 to 510 code for a protein of 169 amino acids. The transcript has 2 exons. NCBI's taxonomy places the organism in Eukaryota, Fungi, Ascomycota, Sordariomycetes, Hypocreales, Nectriaceae. The record is from RefSeq and is a predicted model, not a curated record.
AUGAGUCACAUCCAUGAGUUUUUUGAUGCAAGGCUGUUUUCGAUUCAUCCUGAGACACUUCGUAUACGAGCUUUUGUUCCGUACGAUGCAAUAUUGGAUUACCACGGACGUAUAGCUAAUGUCCCACAAGAUGUGGACCGUGCUGCUCUUGCGCACCAUUACGAGAUGUUUUGCAUCGAAAGUAUGGCUGCCAAUAUGCCUCUUCCCGAACUGACGACAUUGACGUCUGGGACGAAUUCUCCUUUCACAGCAAGAUAUGAUCUUCCAGCGACGCCAGGACCGGAUACAUCUGGGGACCCGUCUAAGAGAACGCGAAUCAUUCCGGUUGCAUCGGAGAAGGGACCUGAUCUUGUUGCUCAGUAUCACCAAGAUGGGGACACGGAAGACGCGGAAGACGCGAAAUAUAUGCGCGAAACUUGUUUUGACCGACAUAUUACCCCUCUCAACAGUCAGCAAUUUCUCGCUGAUGUUAAUUUUGAGCUUGGGAAGCUUAUCGAUUAUGAGAAGUAA